Molecule: messenger RNA, 576 nt
Organism: Diabrotica balteata
Lineage: Eukaryota; Metazoa; Arthropoda; Insecta; Coleoptera; Chrysomelidae
Source: the annotation of a GenBank genome assembly
CAACAUCUGUUCAUCUGUCAAUAAAAACAACAACACAAGUCAUUAGUGCAAUUAUAUUGGUUUUCACGAUAUUUUUAUCAAUAUAAAAUGAACCACGAAGAGAAAAUGAUGAUAGAAGACAACAAUCCAACACUCGGCCAACCACUGAGUGAUUUUCUUCUGCAACUAGAAGAUUACACCCCAACUAUUCCAGACGCCGUAACUGCAUACUAUUUACGAUCUUCAGGACUAGAGCCUAAAGAUCCAAGAUUGGUGCGUCUAAUCUCGAUAGCAGCGCAAAAAUUUAUAUCUGAUAUUGCUAAUGAUGCUCUUCAACAUUGUAAAAUGAGGUCCACUAAUUCUUCAAGCCACAGUGGAUCCAAGAGCAAACAAGGGACGAAAGAUAGAAGAUAUUGUCUAACUAUGGAAGAUCUAACACCAGCAUUGGCAGAAUUUGGAAUUACGAUAAAGAAACCUCACUAUUAUGUAUAAAACUUACCUAUAAUAUAAUAUAUUAAUUGCAAUUUUUUGUUUUGAUACAUUUAGGGUGAUUUUUGUUUUAAAAAUACAAAUUUAGAAAAUAAAUGGUAAAAAAAU